AUGGGAGAGCUCCACUUUAGCCUCCUGCUGGUGGCCUGCGGGGCAGCUGUGACCGCAGUACCCCUGGUCCUGCCCUCGUCGCCUUCUCCCCUGGCAUACAUGCUAAGGCUCUACCACGGCCAUGACCAGCCCCGCGCCCACAUCGUCCGUAGCCUGCAGGCCCUGGAUGUGUUGAUGGUGGGACAGCACUGGACGUUUGCCUUUGAUUUUUCCUUCCUGAACCAAGAGGAGGAUCUGGAAGGUGCCGAGCUGCGGAUCCAACUCUCCCCCUUGGGGGAGCCUCCGGCAGAGGCACCGAUCUUGGUAGAGAUCUUUCACCAGCCCAAGUGGGAGGAGAGCGACUCCCCGGCCUGCCUGGAGCGCCGUCGGCUGGCUCUGUUUGUCGUCACUGACUCCCAAGUCGCCUUCUCCUCGGACGGCAUGGUGCUGCAGGUGACGGAGCUCCUCAACAAGUCACUCAGGCCCCUGAGCAGCCAGGAGGAGAUGCUGGCCUCGACCCUGGCAGGGGCAGAUGGAGCAGGCAAGGAGUGCAAGCGCCGGCCCCCCCAGUCUCCCGUCUCUGAGGUGCUGCUCAUGCUCUACUCCAACAUCACCAAGGAACAGAGGCGCCUGGGGGGCUCCACGUUGCUGUGGGAGGCAGAGAGCUCAUGGAGGGCCAGGGAGGGCAGGAUCUCACAGGAGAAGGUCAAGAGGUACCCUCGACACAGGCACGGGGUGGAAAACCAGCCGUGUAGGAGGGUCAGGUUUCAAGUGGACUUCAACCAGCUAGGCUGGGGCUCCUGGAUCAUCUACCCCAAGCAGUACGAAGCCUUUCGCUGUGAAGGAGAAUGUCCCAACCCCAUGGACGAGAAGUUUCACCCGACCAACCACGCCUACAUACAGAGUUUACUGAAGUUCUACCAGCCCACGCAAGUGCCCUCCACGUGCUGCGCUCCUGUGAAGACCAAGGCCCUCAGCAUGCUGUACUUGGAGAAAGGCAAUGUCCUGCUGGAACAUCACAAGGACAUGAUCGUGGAGGAGUGUGGGUGCCGCUGA
This is a messenger RNA of Dromiciops gliroides (monito del monte), 1035 nucleotides long. It is a transcript of the gene NODAL, whose product is annotated as nodal growth differentiation factor. Gene Ontology annotation, cellular component: extracellular region. The record is from RefSeq and is a predicted model, not a curated record. The transcript has 3 exons. Bases 1 to 1035 code for a protein of 344 amino acids. Gene Ontology annotation, biological process: BMP signaling pathway; SMAD protein signal transduction. Lineage: Eukaryota; Metazoa; Chordata; Mammalia; Microbiotheria; Microbiotheriidae. Gene Ontology annotation, molecular function: type I activin receptor binding; growth factor activity; cytokine activity.